AUGUCAGUUCCUGAUGUCCUUCCUUUGAGUCCGCCCUCCACGUCUUCACGCCGUAAAGUCUUCUUUCCAAGGCCAUUAGCCAAACCAAUGAGCACCCCAGACUCGCCCGCAUCAUUUCCUGGCUCAUCGAACACCGCGACCCGAAAACGCGUCGGGUUCUCCAUUGGUUCCCAUGCUGAACAGCCUUCGUCCACGAGCCAACCGCCUGCAAGUACUACAAGGCCAUCUCAUCUUCCUUCUUCGGGCUCCCAACCGUCUCUGAAGUCCAUCCUUAAACCCUCUUCUGUCGACGAACAGACUGCACAAGCUGUGGAGGAAUCACAAGAUGCUAAACGCACAAUGGGUGAAAUGAUAGAGAGUAUCCUGCAACAGCUGUCUCAUGACGACAGAUCACUCUCCGUCGAUGCAUAUCAGACCCUUGCUUCGGUCAUUCGCGAAUAUGAUGACAUACCCGAGGAGGAAGUGCUGAAAGCUAAGAUAACCACAAUUCUGAAAUACAUCAAACGAGAUCUGCAGAAGCAACCCAGUCCAAACGAGCCACUCAUUGCUGAUACGAAUCUGGUCACUCAAGCCUUAAAGGUGCUUGUCAUUUUUGUAUGGAAUCGCGACUACUCCUCUUUGUUGACGGACGAGCAUCGUAUCUUCGUCCUCGAUCGCUCCAUCCAGGUCAUCUCCGAACAUACUGCACCAAAGGGUGUGAUCCUUCACUACCUUCACCUUUUAGCAACCCAAAAUUUUCGGCCAGUUCUCGUCAACAACACCCGUGUUACACGCCUGCUUGAAGCGCUCAGGGCUCUAACUGAGCAUGUGAAAGGCAAUGGCGUGGUCUCGGAGAGGCUGCUGGUCUACCAGAAGCUCCUCGAUCAGGCAAGGCCCACAAUGAAAGCCCGAGCGAACUUGUGGGUAGAGGCGCUAUUGACAGGCAUGACAAACUCGCUGAAAGAUGUGAGAACAAAAGCGAUUGCCAUGGGUCUGAAAGCGUGCUCGGUAUUUCCAGUGUCCUAUUCCAUUUCAGUCACUGUCAAGUCGAUUCUCGCCGCAGAGCUUGCACCGGGAAAGACGUUCAGCUCGGCUAUGUGUCGCAGACUUGAAAAGAUGAUCACGGUCAGAGAAGAAGGGGUUCAGGUUCCCCAGAUAUGGACAAUCGUGCUCAUGCUCAGCAAUGGUGUCGAGGAGCGAGACUCCAAUGGAGCUGGGCCGCGGUUCGACAAAUGGCCACAAUUUAUGGACUGGUUGAAAGUCAUCCAGACAUGCUUCAACUGCAGCGAGUCUGCCAUCAAACAACAGGCCUACAUGGCCUGGGAUCGUUUCAUCCACAUCAUCCGACCCCAUCAAACAUCCGAUACCUUGAUGGCAUUGCUUGCGAAGCCACUCACCGCUCAAAUGGAACGUCAAUCGACUGAACAGGCGUCCAAAGGCACCCGUCCAACUGCUGUUUCAAGUUACUGCACCUUACUUUAUUAUGCUUUCAGACCCGCAGCUACGCACAAACAGUACACCAGGGUCUGGAAUGAAUACAUUGUCAAGGUAAUGAAGAGCUCAUUUUUCGAGAAAAGCAGUGCCAACGCCGACAUUGCGAGUCGCAUCUUCAUGGCAUUAUUCUGGAACUCAAAAAAGAGCACGAAGGUCUGGAAUGAGAAACGAGCCCUUGAAAAUACACGAGUUGAGCCAGAGGAACUCCCCACCAUCGAUUGCAAAUGGAUUAGAGCAAAGUCCAGAGCGAUUCUCGACAUGUUCCAAGUUUUGAUGCAAUACAGCUCCUGGGGUGCUUCAGGCAACUCCGACAAAGCGUUUAUUGCCAUUGCCUGGUCACAUUUCCUCAAAGCGUUGCGAGAGGCGAGCAGCAAAGAGAUCAAGCCUUCACCCGAGACACUCGAUGCCAUGACCAACGUAACCAAUUUCUUAGGACUGCUCUUUGAAGACUGCUCGGGACUGGUGACCGAAGAUCGAGCAAGCGGUAUUCAUGGACUUAGCCUCGCCCAAGUGCGACACUUGACUCUCGCCGCCAUCACUGAACUUGGGACAGAUCUGAUAAAGGCUGGACUCGAGCUCAACUGCGACAUCAAGAGGAUGCUUGUCAUCUAUGAUACACUAGAGUCCGUCAUGCGAGAAUCGAAAAAUGAAGAGGAUUCUCAGAGUCGUGCGCCAUCCGAGGCGCUGAAGACUGAAGCACAACCAGUCUUGCGCCACUCCGAGGAACUGCUCGAAUAUCUGAACACCCGGCUACUACGAGAUUUCGGAACGCAACACGCUACCGGAAAGAAAUCGUUGAUAAUGCUCGGGAUAGAGCAGCUGGGACAGAAUUUCGAUGCUGCCCCACAGGAAUAUAUUGUCCGCCUGCUGGGACUACUUCAGCCAACUCUGUCUACCUUACUCAAAGGCGAUGAGUUCGGAAAAGACGAGACUCGUGGCGAAUGUUAUUCUGAAAUCUUCAGGUCCACCCUAAACAUCCUUGCCAGAACUGCCCCUGGAACUGACGAAGUAUUCGAUGACGUUCUGGCCUCUUUCUUUGAAAGUCCCCAUAUCUUUGCACGGGACGAAGCUAUCACACUGUGGAAUAUGCGUUACAGCCAUUUACGCGCUGUCUCUAUCAGCCAGCGUCUCUCUGAAGCUUUGUGCAAGUUACGAGAAGCCGGUAUUGAAUUAAUCCCUGACACCACAAUGCCACCUGCUCCUGCCGGGGCAAAGACUCCCACAUCUACACAAAAAGCAUUAAGUCCCGACAAGGUUGCACAUAGCGCUGGACCUUCUCCGGAACUAGGGAGCCAGCACUUCGAGCUUGUUACAACGGAGCAUCCGAGUCCGACUUUCUCAGGCCCCAGAAGACAAAGUCCCCGAUACAGGGCGAGAUUUGAUGAUUCCCAGGUUCUCUUUGUACCGAUUGAUUCCUCACCGGCAUGUGAAUACGAUUCAGAUUCGCAGUGCCUAACAGAACAUCAAAAAGAAGUUCGAGACAGACAACGUUCCGAACCUACCGUUGUAUUUGCCGAUCUUCGAUCAAGUCCGCGACCACAUAGCAGGGCUACGAGCGUAAGCAACUGUGGUAUUGCGCGCAAGGCAGCUGCGCUACCAGAACGACCUUCAACACCAACUUUGCCAACAGGUCAUGAUCAACAGGAACCCGAGAUACCAGCUUCUCCAACCCCUCGAGCACGACACGUUGCUAAUCAAAUAGCGGAUAUCGAUGUGCCUUCGUCGCCGCCAUCAAUUCCAGGUUCUCGUGAUCGAGGGGAGAUUACUUCUUCUCCACCACAAUCUGGUGUGGAGGAUGGACAAGUCAGGAUUGAUCUUGCCAUCGCGCCGCCGCAGGUCAUCUGUCGGCAGAGCGCUAUGAAAGCAAAUGACGUUUCACCAACUGCAGAUGUGAAAGGACCAUUUUCCACCGUCAGUGAGCAGAGGACCGUUAAUGCACAAACGGAUAUCAACAUGCUGGACCAGAGCGCUGAAGAAGCUGUCCGGACUGUUCCCACAACCACAGAUCCAUUGGCAACGACUACCGGCGCAAAUAAUGAUCGUGCGUCCUCAAGCCCAAUGGCAACUAGAAAUGACAGCGAUGAGAUCGACAUGCUUAGCGCCUCGCAAUUAUCCCAUGAUCUUGACCAACACCUUAGCCAGGUAGUCGAGGGCGAGGGUUUGCAAAUUGCAGGGGAGGAACAGGAACCCAACAGCCAACCAAAGCCCCAGACACGACGAAGUCGGAAGCGCAAGUCUAGUAGCCUGAGAUUCACCUCGAACAAGCGGAGAAGGUCUCAAAUCUCUUCCCAGACAUCGUCCCAAGCAACCAACAGCUCUUUGUAUGAAACACCAGGAGAAAUGGAAGACUGCAUUGAGAUUGUUCCGACGCGGGCAGUUCAAGCGAUUGCCACAAACGAACUUGUGCAUGAAACUCGGACAGCUGUUACUGAACCAACGAGUGCUCCGAAACGUCGGAGGGGCCGACAACGUCGAAGACCAGAGAAUGUCAGCUCGACUCCAGAGUCACCGAUUCAUCAUCUUGACGCGGUCGAGGUAGUGGUGCGCGGAACUCGGCAACCGAAGGAAGGAAGCGUACUCGAGAGCGACCCAUUGCCUUCAGCACCGAGCAAGGGUGAAAACGCAGCAGCAGAGAAUCCCCAGCUACCGUCAAGUACUGAUGAGGUAGCAGCCUCAAUUGAUUUAUCGGCUUGCCCUGAUGAGUCGGCCGAAGGUGGUACUCAGCCCAGCCUAAGUGUUAUGCUGCAAAAUGUCCUGGAUCGGCUCAAGUCAAGUGAGCCCGGAGACGUGGACUUACGGGCAGUGGAUGAGCUCUGCUUCCAAAUUCGAUUUCAGGCACAGGUAAUUACUCAACGGCAGGACGAUAAGCUGUCAGAAGGGAUGUUAUGA
Molecule: messenger RNA, 4362 nt
Organism: Fonsecaea nubica
Lineage: Eukaryota; Fungi; Ascomycota; Eurotiomycetes; Chaetothyriales; Herpotrichiellaceae
Exons: 1
Coding region: 1-4362 (1453 amino acids)
Biological process (GO): telomere maintenance
Cellular component (GO): nucleus
Source: RefSeq, a predicted model, not a curated record